CGGUCUAGCCCCCGAGCAGAGCGCGGUAUCUGACACUACUCCCGGCUCCGGUCUAGCUCCCGAGCAGAGCACGGUAUCUGAUACCACUUCUGACUCCGGUCUAGCUCCCGAGCAGAGCGCGGUAUCUGACACCACUCCCGACUCCAUUCCAGCUCCUGAGUCUGCUCCUUCACCUGCUCCUAGGUUCAAAUGCGAGCUCGGCUGUUCUCGCGAUUAUAAGUCGAAGAGAAAUCGUACCGUUGUACGUUCUUGUGUUUUGAAAUUAAUCAGACGGUGGCUGAUUAAAUUUUGAAUAGCACUACCGCGAUUAUCAUGGAUGUCGACCGCAGUCCAAUGCCGUAGCGUGAGUGUUUCUCAUUCCCUAAGCUCACUCAUAUGCUAAAAUAUUGUAUCAAAAGCGCAUUGUCAAUCAGCGAACGAGCCAACUCACAACGUUCGUGGAUUUCCAAAGUGUCGGCAGGCUAUAGGUGCCUACAUAGCACUUGCAUUUCGACUACGAAGAUCUUUGGGGGCAACCGCCAGAUUGAAGUCCACAUCCAAAGGCACCAUCUUCCGAAACAAUUUAUCUGCCAUACUUGUGGAGGUCAAUAUGGUGAAAUCGACCUAAAAUACCAUCGAAGGGUUUGGGGGGGACGAACGGUCCAAUGCAGCAGUACGAACUGAUACCCAGAAUCCCGGCUUAAACCGCACGUUGCCAAGGUCAUCUACUCGGCUUUUGCCACACAAAGGUCAAAUUGUAUAUUAGCUAGCACUCACGAAGCAAAACUUGAGAUAACUUAGCUACGUAAUUUACAGUAGUCUCUGAUAA
Molecule: messenger RNA, 808 nt
Organism: Colletotrichum godetiae
Lineage: Eukaryota; Fungi; Ascomycota; Sordariomycetes; Glomerellales; Glomerellaceae
Exons: 1
Coding region: 376-663 (95 amino acids)
Source: RefSeq, a predicted model, not a curated record